Vigna umbellata (rice bean) is the source of this 2597-nucleotide messenger RNA. NCBI's taxonomy places the organism in Eukaryota, Viridiplantae, Streptophyta, Magnoliopsida, Fabales, Fabaceae. The record is from RefSeq and is a predicted model, not a curated record.
GCCAGUCCAUUGAGGAGGUGGGCCAAAGUGGGCUGGGUCAAUCAGGCUGGGCUGGCCUGUUUUGACAGCCCUAUUCGUAACCACUUUUUCAGAAAGGUUUUUCGUUUAGGCAAGAUUUUGCAAGGACAUGUCUGCUUUGAGCAGCUCAGUCCAUUUCUGCAAAAAUUUUCCACUUCUGGGAACAGUGAAAGAUUAUCAUGGGAACGUUCCACCAAAGAUAUUCUAUUGGGAAAGCUUAAGUUUGCUUUGAGGAAUCAUCAGGUGCAUGAAGCAUGGGAGUCCUUUCAGGAUUUUAGAAGCCUUUAUGGUUACCCUGAGGUUCAUCUAUUGAACCAACUCAUUGUUCAAUUGUCCUAUUCUUCCAAUCAUGUUUGGAUGCGAAAAGCUUGUGAUUUGGUGUUGCAGAUUGUUAGAGAGAAGUCUGGUUUACUUCAUGAUGAUACCUUAACCAAACUUGCACUCUCCCUUGCUAGGUUGCAAAUGCCAUCCCCUGCCUUAGUGAUACUUUGGUUGAUGCUUGACAAAGGGUGUGUGCCCUCUAUGCAUUUAUUGUCCUUGGUUGUUUUUCAUAUUGUGAAGUCAGAAAUUGGAACACAUCUUUCAUCCAAUUAUCUGUUUCAAGUUUGUGAUCUUUACUGCUUGAAUGAUAAGAAGGUUCACCAUGCAGUCACAGUCAAGCUGGAUACCUUGGUCUUUAACCUUGUUCUUGAUGCUUGUGUGAAGUUUAAAUUGUCUUUAAAAGGCCUGAGACUGAUUGAACUAAUGUCGCUGACUGGGACCGUGGCUGACGCACACUCCAUUGUAAUAAUUUCACAGAUUCUAGAGAUGAAUGGUCUGAGAGAUGAAAUGCAGGAAUUGAAAGAUCAUAUUGACAGAGUUUCGGCUGCUUAUGUUUGUCACUAUUGUCAGUUCUAUGAUAGUUUGCUGAGCUUGCACUUCAAAUUUAAUGACAUUGCUGCUGCAGCUAAGCUUGUUCUGGAUAUGACUAGCUCGCAUAAUUGUAAUGUUAAGAAAGAAUAUGGGAAACACUUGCAGAAUCCUUGUUUUAUUUCCAUUGGAUCUCCUAACCUUAGGAGUGCAUUGAAGAUACACAUUGAACCUGAGCAAAUGUGUAAGGAUUUUGUCCUUAAAGUUGAAAGCAGACAGGUUUUAAUCUUCUAUAGGGGUGGGAAACUAGUUCUUAGUAAUAGAGCUUUGGCUAAGUUUAUCAGUGGUUACAAGAAAGAUGGGAGGAUUGGUGAACUUUCAAAACUCUUACUUACUAUUCAAGGGGAAUUAUGUUCAGUGGCAGGCUCCAGUUUGUGUUUUGAUGUAAUCAGUUCUUGUAUUCAAUUAGGAUGGCUUGAGUGUGCUCAUGACAUUUUGGAUGAUAUAGAGGUUACUGGUUCUCCAAUGGGUCAGGAUAUGUAUCUGUUAAUUGUGUCGGCAUACCAGAAGCGGGGAUUGCAAAGAGAAGCAAAGGCACUACUAAAACAAAUGAAAAAGGUUGGUUUGUUGAACAAAGGGUUAUCUGAUGAUGCUACGGGCAAACACAACCUCUGUGAAAAAACUUUAAAUUCACCUGGUAAAACAGAUUUGGCCAUUGCCUUAGCUCAAAUAUUGGAAGAUGAAGAUCAGACAAUUUUUCCUUUGGUGUAUAACUUCAAUUCUUCCAUUUUCUUUUUCUGCAAGGCCAGAAUGAUAGAGGAUGCAUUAAAGGCAUAUAGAAGAAUGCUUAGCAUGAAUGUUCAGCCCACAAGUCAAACUUUUUCUUUUUUAAUGUGUGGAUAUUCUUCUCUUGGUAUGUAUCGUGAGAUCACAAUCUUGUGGGGAGACAUUAAGAGAUUCAUGAAGAGUGACAAUUUAGUGGGAAACAGAGAUCUCUAUGAGUUACUAUUGCUAAACUUUCUUCGAGGUGGUUACUUUGAGAGAGUGAUGGAGGUCAUUAGCCAUAUGAGAGACCAUAACAUGUAUGCUGACAAGUGGAUUUACAAAAUUGAGUUCCUUAGACUUCAUAAAAAUCUUUAUAGGAGUUUAAAAGUAUCAAAUACAAGAACAGAAGCACAAAGCAAACGGCUUGAGCAUGUUCAGGAAUUUAGGAAAUGGGUCGGUAUUGAUUAAAGAAGGUCUCUGAUGAAAUUCAUGUGCCGUUGUACCUCCAUGUUUUUCAGCAAACUCCUGUUAAGAAGGCCAAAUUUCUAAAUCCAGUGCUGUGCCAAUGAAUCCUUAAAUAUGUCAGAGUUUGGCCCCAAUACUAUCGAAGCAGGAUAGGUUGUUCAUUGCCACAAAAUGUUACGUAUUGUUUUCUGAUCCAAUGCUCCUAAUGUUUUUGGACUUGGGGAGUUUCGUGCAUGAUGGUCACUAUAUGUUAUGCGGACUUCAAAGCUAUUUUCUUAUUUCCUACUGGUAGACAACUGAAUGAAGCUGAUGUAAGUGAUAAUUCCCUAAAUCCAGCCAGAGUUAGUCAGAAACCAACUUGAUGAAUCAGUUCUCACCUGCAUUAUGCAGCAGAAGUUUUCAUUUACGGGAAGAUAUGGAACGUCUUGAUUACUCUAUUUUGUUGAUGACACUGUAUACAUGACACUGUAUAUUCUUAAUAUAAAAGUUUCUUUUAUUUC